Messenger RNA from Dromaius novaehollandiae (emu), 2895 nucleotides. Its product is annotated as multiple epidermal growth factor-like domains protein 6. The coding region runs from base 101 to 2746 and encodes 881 amino acids. Gene Ontology annotation, cellular component: extracellular region. NCBI's taxonomy places the organism in Eukaryota, Metazoa, Chordata, Aves, Casuariiformes, Dromaiidae. Gene Ontology annotation, molecular function: serine-type endopeptidase inhibitor activity. The record is from RefSeq and is a predicted model, not a curated record. The transcript is spliced from 18 exons.
GCGGCACCGGGGGCCGGGCCGGCGCCCCGCAACCCCCCCAGUGCUUUUAAAGCCAGGUCCAGCUCGGCCCCGGGCGCGCACAGGCAUCGCCGGCGGCACCAUGGCGCCGGGGGGCUGCUUCCUCCUGGGGCUCCUCAUCCUCGCGGCAGAGCUGGGCGCCGCGGCGGAGGGCAGCGCCCGCGCCGGUGCCUGCCCCCCGCCAGCAGCGCGGCCCGGCCUCGCGCCCUGCGCCGACGCCUGCGCCGACGACCGGGGGUGCCCGGAGGAGCAGAAAUGCUGCUUUACCGGCUGCGGCCUCGGCUGCGUGACACCGCGGGGAAACAGCAGUGGUGACUUUCCACCCCCUGAGGACGUGGACUGGAGCCUGAGUCAUGCGGAGCCGAGUGACCUGGGGAAGCCCCAGAAGCCGGGCAGCUGCCCGCGGGACUUCACGCGCUGCCUCCGGCCGGAGCCCCCGCUCUGCGCCAACGACUCCGGCUGCCCUGGCUGGCAAAAGUGCUGCCACCGCGAGUGCCGGCUCCGCUGCACGCCGCCGGCCGAAGAGAAGCCCGGCGUCUGCCCCGCGGCCAUCCCGGAGGGGCUCUUUUAUCCCUGCUCCUUCCAGUGCCUGGAGGACAAGGAUUGCCUGGGAAAUAAGAAGUGCUGCCUGCUCGGCUGCGGCCCUGCCUGCCUGGUGCCGGUGCAGGAUCCCUGCGGGCUGCCGGCGCCGAUGGGGCGCUGCGCCGGCUACGUGCGCCGCUUCUUCUACAACGGCACCGCGGGCGAGUGCCAGGCGUUCCUCUACGGCGGCUGCGGCGGAAACCCCAACAACUUCGCGAGCCGGGCGGCGUGUCUGCGCGCCUGCACCGGCCGCGGCGACCCCGGCGAGUGCCGAGACGACGGCGACUGCCCCGACGCGCAGAGAUGCUGCAACGGCAGCUGCGGCCCCCCGUGCCAGCCCGCGGGCCCGGCCGCACCCACCACCCAGGCCCCGCUCCGCACUGCGGGGGAGGCCAGCCCGGCCCCUGCCACCGCGGAGCCGCAGCACCGGGAGCCGCACCACCGGCGGCGAUGCCACCGCGACCGGGACUGUCCCCAGGGCGAGGCGUGCUGCCAGCACCGGUGCAGCCGCGAGUGCCACGCGCACCACCGAGAGGGAGCCGCCGCGGCGCCCGCCUCCCCGGAGCCGCACCACCGGCCACGGUGCCAUCACGACCGGGACUGUCCCCAGGGCGAGGCGUGCUGCCGGCACCGGUGCAGCCGCGAGUGCCACGCGCACCACCGAGAGCGGCACCCGCGGAAGAGCUGCCGCAGUGACGGGGACUGCCCGGGCACCGAGACGUGCUGCGGGCACCGCUGCAGCCCCCACUGCCACACCGGGACGGAGGGGGUCCCAGCGGCCGCGCCGGUCUGGCGCGGGGGGCCGAGCUGCCGGAGCGACGGGGACUGCCGCGGAGGGGAGCUGUGCUGCGGCGCCCGGUGCGCCCGGGAGUGCAGCCUGCGGAGCCAAGGGAAGCCGGGCUUCUGCCCCGCCAGCCCCGGGCUCUACUCCAGCUACGACUGCCAGGGCCGGUGCCGGGGGGACGGCGACUGCCCCGGCGAGCAGAAGUGCUGCCUGCGCGGCUGCGACUACGUCUGCCUGCCCCCGUCCCGAGAGAAGCCGGGAAUCUGCCCACUGAGCGAGGAGAUCGUCUCCAUCGCGCCCUCGUGCAGGUCCUCGUGUGCCGAAGACCGGCAGUGCCCGGGCGACGAGAAGUGCUGCGAUAGCAGGUGUGGCCACAUGUGCUUGGCCCCCGAGCGAGACAAACCCGGCGAGUGCCCCAAGGUGAGGCCGCGGCGGACGUCUGAGCCGUGCACGGAGGAGGAUGCCUGCGUGCACGACCGGGACUGCGCCAGGCAGGAGAAGUGCUGCUUCGCCGGCUGCGCCAUGCGCUGCGUCCGCCCCGCCAGAGAGCACCCCGGGACGUGUCCCCCGGCGCCGCCGUGCCGGGACCCCGCCGGCAGGCAGGGCAACCAGUGCCUGGACGACGGCAUCUGCCCGCGGGACGAGAAGUGCUGCGACACGGGCUGCAGCUGGCAGUGCGUGGCCGUGCCCGGAGAAAGCCAGGACCGGGCUGCUGGGCGGUGCACGGACGAGUGCAGCGCCGACACGCAGUGUCCCCGGGGACAGCGGUGUGCCAGCAGCGGCUGCGGCCGCGUCUGCAUGGACGUCCCCGGAGGGGGGGUGGGCGCCUGUCCCGUCCCCAGGGACCGCGGGACCUGCUUGGACCUGUGCAGCUUCGACGAGGAGUGUCCCUGGGGCCAGAAGUGCUGCAGCAACGGCUGCGGCCACGUGUGCACGCCGGCCUCCCUCGGAGAGAGCGACGCUGCUGCCGUGCCGCAGCGCAGUGCCGGGCAGUGCGGGGAGGAGUGCAGCGCUGACACACAGUGUCCCCGGGGACAGCGGUGCGCCAGGACCGGCUGCGGUCGCGUCUGCGUGGACGUCCCCGGAGGGGGGGCGGGCGCCUGCCCCGUCCCCGGGGGCCGCGGGACCUGCUUGGACCUGUGCAGCUCCGACGAGGAGUGUCCCUGGGGCCAGAAGUGCUGCAGCAACGGCUGCGGCCGCGUGUGCACGCCGGUGCCGGGCGGUAAGGCAGCGCGCGGAGCCCCGGCGAUGCCAACACCUCAACUGAGCCCAGCUGGGGCCCGACCUUCGCGGCUGCCCGCAGCCCCAUGGCCAUGGAGGGAGCUGCCGGUCCUCCCACGCCGCAGCCCCCGGGAUCCCUAACGCACAUCCCCAUUUCCAGAUGCUGCGUGACAGGAGAGCGGCACCUCCACGCCGGGAAGCCGCCGUUGCCGGGGGGGUGCUGGCCGGUCCCGGUGCCGAGCCGGCCCGUCCCCUCCCGCAGCUGGCAGCAAUAAAGCGAGCGUGCGCCC